This is a messenger RNA of Dovyalis caffra, 306 nucleotides long. The record is from the annotation of a GenBank genome assembly. Lineage: Eukaryota; Viridiplantae; Streptophyta; Magnoliopsida; Malpighiales; Salicaceae.
AUGGCGAUUACUACACCAAGCGAGCUUGAUCCUAACCUUCUUCUUCCUGCUCCUUCAUCAGAACCCGAAUCCGAAUCCGAAUCUCUGCUCUCAUCUCUCGUUUACGAUACGGCUCAGAAGUUUCAGAUGGAAAUGGGUAACAUGCUUAAGAUGAUAACUGAAAUUGAUCAAGCUGCGGGUGGGAUAAUGGAAGAGAUAGGUAAAUGCAAAGAUAACGUUUUUGAGAGGAAGAAAGGACUGGAAGAAGAGAAGGAAAGGUUUCAGAAAGUUGCUUAUGCUCUACUAGGCAUGCUCAAUGGCACAUAG